AAUUUUUAGAGGUGCUUUGUUAUUAGAAAGUCCCCAUUACAGGUGUAUUAUGUACUUUGCUAUGCAGCUUUCUAAACAAGCACCUCCUGGAGCAUUUCAUCAUGCAUUGUUAAUGUUCCAUUAUUGUUCCUAUCCAAACAAUGCACCACCUGAGACAUGUAAUUAUUUAUCGAGAGGGCCGUUAAUAGGGGCGAGUGCGAAAGUAUUAUAUAUUUGAGUAAAAAUUUUGUUACCUCCAGAGGUGAGAGAUGAAGGUAGACUCGUUCAUCUUCUUUGGCUUGCUCUUUUUGUUUUAUCAAUCCCCCAUCCUCUUGGCCGAAAGUAAUACUGAGUAUGUCAAUAGUGGUGGGGAUGUGUAUCUUGCUGGUCUGUUCCCGGUUCAUGCUAACCCGGGGAGCUCUGUAAGGUGUGGAAAGAUACUUGAUCUUGGAGUCCAGCGACUAGAGGCCAUGGUGCAUGCUGUCGAACUAGUUAACAACGACACUGAACUCCUUCCAGGUAUACAGCUAGGAUUCUCCAUUAAGGACACUUGUAUUAACAGUAACUAUGCACUGGAGCAGUCACUGAGCUAUGUCACCAGUGACAUUCAUUUUGACACCGGAAAUGGCACGACUUUGAGAGGUGUUUCUGGUGUCAUUGGUGCUGCAUCAAGCUCAGUCUCUAUUGCUGUUGCAAGUUUAUUCCGACUCUUUGAUCUCCCACAGAUAAGUUAUGCAUCCACAGCUAGGUUCCUAAGUGAUAAAACAAGGUUUGAUUAUUUCCUACGCACCAUCCCUCCCGACCUAUUCCAGGCUCAAGUGAUGGUUGAUAUUGUUGUGAAUUACAACUGGUCUUAUGUCAUUGCCAUAGGUACUGAUGAUACGUACGGUCAAGAGGGAAUCAAAGCAUUCACUGAGGAACUGGGAAAUUCUGUUUCAAGCACUAAUAAGACUUUCAGUGUAGCUACUACCAUAAAGUUGCAAGUCACAGCUACUGAGGAGGAUUACGAUGCAGCUGUAGUGCGUAUGAAUGAUGAGUGGAUAAGGAACUCUACUGUGGUAGUCCUGUUUGGACAGUUAGCCACAGCAGAGGGUGUUUUGAGAGCUGUGUCUAGAUAUGCGAACCACAGGCUAAUGAAUUUUAUAGUGAGCGAUGCCGUAGGGGAUCAGCUGCCCAGCCAGUAUCGCAGUAUGGGCCAUAGCAUGAUCAGUGUAUUACCACGCUAUUAUGAGAGCCAGAGCUUUAAUGAGUAUUUUACUUCAUUACUCCCCAGUAAUAAUCCUAAUCCUUGGUUCAAGGAGUACUGGAGUGCUUUAUUCAAUUGCUCAUUUGCUGCUAAUAGCACACAGCAAUGUAACCCAGAAAAAGAAAGGAGCACGUUAAUCAGUCGCUACAAACAAAACAGCAAAGUGCCUUUUGUCAUUGAUGCAGUGUAUGCGUUUGCACACGCACUGCAGAAUCUGAUGCUAAAUGUCUGUGGAGAGAUCAAGCUAUGCGACAGGAUCAUAUCGUACAGGGACCAUGGUGUCAUAAUCAAUGGGGAGCUGCUCCUUCAGUAUAUCAAAAAUGUAUCGUUUCAUGGAGUCUCUUCAGAGAUUACUUUUGACAGUAGUGGUGAUGUGCAUGGCUGGUACUGGAUCAAGAACCUUCAAAGGAAACCUAAUACCGUAAACGAGUUUUGGUUUCUACCAGUCGGUAGUUGGAAUGGAGGAACUCUGAACUUAACUGAUGAUAUAGAGUGGGCCACUGAUAAAGUCCCAGUGUCUAUAUGCAGCACUGACUGCACAUCAGGUCAGUUUCCUCAGAGGGUUGAAGGCCAGGCUUCAGCUUGUUGGAUAUGUGUGGAGUGUCCACGCAAGAAUGAAGUAAGUACUGGAAAGAAGUGUACAGUCUGUCCAAAGGGUUUCUCACCGAAUCCUGAUAAAGAUAACUGCGAUGUUAAUCCACUUGUGUACCUGCGUUGGGGCCAUUUCUUCUCUAUAAUUAUCCUACUACUGACUCUAGGUGGUUUGAUUGUUACCUCUAUAACUGGGAUUGUCUUUAUUGUUAAUUACAAUCACAGUACUGUCAAAGCCUCCAGUCGUGAGUUAAGCACUGUCCUUCUAAUUGGACUAAUCUUAUGCUAUCUGCUGCCAUUCUUUUCAAUUGGUGAGCCAAUAGCUGUCACAUGCGGUAUAAGAAGGUUUGGCUUUGGUUUCUCCUUCUCCCUCUGCUAUGCGGCACUAUUGGUAAAGGUGAACCGGAUACAUAGGAUCUUUAACAGGCAGCGUACAUCAGGCCAACGUCCUCCACUCAUUAGCCCACACAGUCAACUACUCUUCACUGGUCUCCUGGUCCUCAUACAAGUCAUACUCUCAGCUUCAUGGCUUAUAGUCCAGAUCCCUGGUAGAAAGUUUGUCUAUUAUGAAAACACUACCGAAGUGACAUGCAAAGCCACGGCUUAUUUUGGUUUUGUCAUCUCCCUGGGUUACAACUUUCUCCUCCUCAUCAUAUCCACUUAUUAUGCCUUUCGCACUCGUAAGAUACCCCAAAACUUCAACGAAGCAAGGUUCAUCAACCUGACACUGUACAGCAUCAUUAUAAUUUGGCUAGCCUUCGUUCCUGCGACUGUUGGCAUCUCACAACUGGGGACGGUGUAUGAAACCGGAGCACAAGUUUUUGCUAUAGUACUAAGUGCUACAGCUACACUCUGCUGCAUUUUCUUUAGCAAGUUGUACUUCAUGUUUAGUUCAAAGAGAAAAGAAGGUAAUGAAUAUCAAGCUGGAAACAAUGACAGAAGGUUUUCAACUAUGCAAGGAGAGAAUCGAAUCAACAUAUUCAUAACACCACCAACAGGACAAAGGUCUACUGGGAAUGCAUCUAAUCUCAGUCCCAAUCUCAGUCCUAAUCUCACUCCUAAUAUUUCCCCUAAUAUUUCCCCUAAUGUUUCCCCUAAUGUUUCUCCAAAUGUUUCACCAAAAGCCUCACCUAAGAAGAAAUAAAGUUUAUCAACUCAACAGUAACAAUUCAUUGUGUAUUUAUCACUUGCAAAAAUGUAUGUGUGAUCAUUAUAUGCCUUAGCCUUUAGUAAUAAUUAUUGGAAUGUGUAUUUAGAUACUAAUAGAUGUUGAAUCACUUGA
Molecule: messenger RNA, 3098 nt
Organism: Amphimedon queenslandica
Lineage: Eukaryota; Metazoa; Porifera; Demospongiae; Haplosclerida; Niphatidae
Product: metabotropic glutamate receptor-like
Exons: 4
Coding region: 249-2960 (903 amino acids)
Biological process (GO): G protein-coupled receptor signaling pathway
Cellular component (GO): membrane
Molecular function (GO): G protein-coupled receptor activity
Source: RefSeq, a predicted model, not a curated record